Messenger RNA from Penicillium cosmopolitanum, 912 nucleotides. RefSeq names its product 2OG-Fe(II) oxygenase family oxidoreductase. Lineage: Eukaryota; Fungi; Ascomycota; Eurotiomycetes; Eurotiales; Aspergillaceae. Gene Ontology annotation, molecular function: dioxygenase activity. The record is from RefSeq and is a predicted model, not a curated record. The transcript has 3 exons. The coding region runs from base 1 to 912 and encodes 303 amino acids.
AUGGAUUUUUUUUACCUUGAUUUCCGGAAUGCUUCCACGCUCAAGACUCUAGAGCAAGUCAACGAGCUCGUGAGCGUAGGAAACUCGGUUUUCAAGCUCCCAAUCGAAGAGAAGGAGGAGUACAGCACUGAGAAGCACUUGCCUUCAAGACUACAGGGUUAUAAACGAGCUGGCUGUUCCGUUGGGCCCUUUGCCCAGAAGAAAGAUGGAUAUGAGAGCUUCUCGAUUCACAACAACGGCGUAUUUGGGCAGGAUACUCUGCAGCUCCCGCAGGCCUUCCAGGAAAGCCUCCCACUGGUGACGACUUUCAUGAGCCAGGUUCAUGGAUACACUGAAUGCAUUCUGUCCAUUCUGUCCAAGGCACUUGGCCUCCCUAAUGACCUGAAAGAUUGUCAUCGCAAGGACAAGCCAUCUUCCGCCAACAUUGCCCUGCUCAAAUAUCUCCCUUGGAAUAGUGACGCCGAGAGGAUUGGAAACAUGGCGCACACCGACAUGGGGACUUUGACUGUUGUUUUCACUCAAUCCGAGGGAUUACAAGCGUUACUCCCUGGUCCAUCCGGAGGAGAUGAAUGGUCGUAUAUUCCUCCACGUCCCGGACACGCCAUUGUGAAUGUGGGUGACUCCUUGCGCUUCUUAUCAAAUGGGGCCCUAGCCUCUUCUCUGCAUCGUGUCAUUCCACCACCGCCGCCCCAUUCGCCUGGGCAAGAUAAGUUCUCCUGUAUAUAUUUCCUGCGGCCGGAAUUUGAUGCCAAGUUUACGGACAAUGGUGGAAGGCAGGUCACGAGUGUCGAGUGGCAUAACCAGAAGUAUUCUCUGUUCCGUGAGGCGAGCUUGGACCCGGUGCAGCAUGGCGCCAUGUUGACUGGGCGCAAAGGCUUCCUUGGGGCGUCUGGGCAGACCGCCAGUGUCUAA